This is a messenger RNA of Paramecium octaurelia, 2470 nucleotides long. Lineage: Eukaryota; Ciliophora; Oligohymenophorea; Peniculida; Parameciidae. The record is from the annotation of a GenBank genome assembly.
AUGCAAAAACAUCCCAUCUUACCUAUCAAUACUCCUAGAGAUGCCACUUAUCCCAUUCAAUAUUAACCUACUUUCAGGAAAUAACAAGAUGCUGUAACUCCAACUUUAAAUACAAUGAGCAAGAAAACUGAAAUUCCAAGAGCGCCAUCGGCUAUGAAUAAUAAAUUAUAUGCAGAAUAAACUAUGAUGAGAACUAAACAAUAUUAACUUGAUUAAUAGUAAUUAAACUCAAUUAAAGUAGUCAUUAAAAAUAAAGUUCUUAGGGCAGUCUUUCUAAUUGUAACAGCAAUAAAUCCAGGAGCUCUAAAAACUCCACUGGCUUUGAGUAAGUUGCAAACAUAUUUAGUGAAGCAGCAUAGUAGAAUCAAUCAUCUAACAUACGUAUCUCCCAUUUUCAUACAAACACUGCUCCAGUUAAUUUGUAUGAAUAGAAAUUCAAUGACGAAAUGUUCCUUCUCAAAGAUCAAGACACAGGUUUCAAAUUCUACUUAUUACUACAGGAACUGUUUAUGACAUUAGAUAAGUCGAGAAGAUUCAAGUUAAUAAAGAUUACAUGGCCAAGUUGAAAAAAAGACAUAAAUCGGCAUGGUAAGGUUGGUGGCAAUAAAAAAGAGAAAACAAUCACUAUUUAAUCCUAAAUGCCAAAUAAAACAACAUAAAGGAGGUUGAAAAACUAUUAGAAAUCCCUACAAAAGAUUUAAAGCCAGAAAUCAAUAUUAAGGAUGACAAUGGUAUAUCAUACAUGAUAAAAUUAGGAUUUGCCUCAAUUCAUUAUAGUUGUUUAAAUUAGAACUAUGACUUAUCCCUUUUACUUCUCAAAAACGAAGCCGAUUGUGAUUCUGUCAAUGCCCAAGGUUAAACACCAUUAAUAAUUUGUGCUUAAAACGGAUGUGAUUCUAUAGCUACUCUAUUAUUAACAAUAGGAUCAGAUAUCAAUCAUAUUGAUAAUCAUUAAAAUACUGCUUUGCAUUAUGCUUGUUUAUUUUGUAUCUAAUCAAUGAUUCAUCUAUUUUUAGAACAUAUUAGAAUAGCAGAAAUACUGUUGGCCAGACCUUCAUUGUAACUAAAUUUAAAAAAUCUGGAUAAUAAAUCCCCUGUUGAGUUAAUAUAAAAUAACAAUGCUCUUAAAAAUCUUAUAGAAAAACAUUAUAGGGUACUUAAUCUUUUAAAGAUAUUUUUAGAUGAAAAAGGAAUCAUUCAACCAAUGUCAUAAAGUCUAAAUCUAUGAUGAUUCCAAAGAACAAUAGAAAGUGAAUUCUCCAACAAGUAAAUAAUAAUAUUAUCUAACAAACUAAUAUUAGUAAACAUCCAAAUGUUAUUCACCUUAUUAAACUGAUAAUUAAUUUUCUACAUCCAAUCGAUCAACCCUCAAUCAAGUUGUAAUUGUGUAUAAAAUAUUAGUCUUAAUUAAAUGACAGUGAAAUGAUUGGGCCAUCCAAUAUUAGAAUUAUAUUGUAAAUUGGUAAAGGAUCAUUUGGAGAUGUUUAUUUAGUUGAGAAAAGAAAUUAGAGUAAAACUACAUAAGGGUAAAAAUACGCCAUGAAGGUUUUACCUAAAAGUAAAUUCUUGGGGCACAACUUAAUUAGAUAUGCUAUGGCUGAAAGGAAUAUCUUAUCUUAUUUAAAUCACCCCUAUAUUGUUAAGCUAAGAUAUGCUUUUUAAACUAACACUCAUUUGUGUUUGUUGAUGGAUUUCUGUCCUGGUGGAGACUUAUCCAAGAUUAUUUAAAAUUAAAAAAGAAUUCCUGAAUAAGCAGCAAAACUAUAUAUUGCAGAAAUUCUAACAGCUUUAGAACAUCUUCAUAAAAAUGAUAUUAUCUAUAGAGAUUUAAAACCAGAAAAUAUUGUUAUUGAUGCUUAGGGUCAUGCGAUGUUGACAGAUUUUGGAUUAUCAAAAGAAGGAGUCAGAGAUAAUUAUGGAGCCAAGAGCUUCUGUGGAUCAAUGGCAUAUUUAGCUCCUGAAAUGUUAAAACGAGUAGGACAUGGUAGAGCUGUUGAUUGGUAUCAUUUAGGUAUUGUUUUUAAUUGAUUUUUAUUUAGGGAUAUUACUAUAUGAAAUGAUUAGUGGUAAGCCUCCUUAUUUCUCACCCAAUAGGGAUGAAAUGCUGAAUAAUAUAGAAUGCAAUAAGAUUUCAUUCCCAGAUAAUAUUUCAAAAGAAUGCAAAUCAAUCAUACAAUUGCUUUUAGAAAAGAAUCCAAUGACAAGAUUGGGUGCAUCUUCAAGAGAUGCUGAUGAAAUAAAGGAUCAUCCCUUUUUUAAGCAAAUUAAUUGGGAUGAUUUAUUAAAAAAGUAAUUAUUUUUAAACUAUAUGAAUAGAAAAUAUAAACCUCCUUAACCAAUUAUUAAUUAGGAGAUUUUAAAUUAAAAAUUUGACAUCCCAUUCGAUUUUAUUUUAUCGGCUGACAAAUCUAGUUCUAUAAAUUACAUUAAUGGAUGGUCAUUUAUUAAUAAUGAUUUCAGCUAAUUUUGA